UUGAAGAAUCAGCCUCUAAUGAUAUCACAUUUACUUCCAUCUUAUUAAUGGAAUUCAUGGAACAUGGAAUGUGUAAAGAUGAAGAUAGAGAGAAGAUGAACAUAUAUGCUAAUAUACAUUCUUUAAACAUUCAUGAUGUCAGGACAGAAACAGAGAACACCAGGAAACACCAAACACCUCAACACACAGGAACUGACUGUGUGAAGAUCAGAAGAUACAGAGCAGCUGUGGUGUGUUUGGUUCUGCUGUGUGUUCUUCCGCUGACUGCAGUCAUAGUGCUGUGUGUCCACAUCCAUACAAACAACACACACUAUGCUGAAGAGAGUGGUGGGCUACUAAUUAACAUUACCAAACUCGCAGAAGAGAAAGACCAACUACUAACCAGGAAUACAGAACUCACAGAAAAGACAGACCAGCUACUAACUAAGAUUGCCAACCUCACAGAAGCGAGAGACCAGCUAGUAAACAAAAGCAUGCAGCUGACAAAAGAGAGAGAUGGAUUAUUAUCAAGUAACCGUGAUCUGAUUAAACAAAGAGACCAACUACAUCAGGAGAAAAAUGAACUGUUGAAAGGUGUAUGGAUUUACUAUCAAUCUCAUCUUUACUUUGUUUCCUCUGAGAAGAUGAGCUGGAAUGAGAGCAGGAGAUACUGUACAGAGAGAGGAGCAGAUCUGAUCAUCAUAAACAACAGAGAGGAACAAGAUUUUGUGAAGAAAAUAUCUGCUAAUGCUAAUGUCUGGAUUGGUCUGACUGACAUUGAUGUGGAGGGCAGCUGGAAAUGGGUUGAUGGCAGCGCACUGACCUCUGGGUUCUGGGAUCCUCGAGAGCCCAAUGGACAUAGAGGAGAGAACUGUGCUCUGACUUAUUCACCAGGAUGGGCUGAUUAUCCAUGUAGUAAUCUUUUCCUAUGGAUCUGUGAAAAGAGCAUUUUAAAAUAAGUCAACACAUGAACUGCAGGUUCAUGUAAAAAAAUACAUAUGGGUACAUUUUCCCCUAAGAACAGCUUUAUUUAAAGGAACUGCAACUGCUGGAACACAGUUUUUUCCCCCUCCAUACAGAGUACAAUCAUUUACAAGACCAAACAGUGAAGUGAAAGUGCAAAUACGCACUUGAAAUGAAGCAAAUGUUUUUUUUUUCUUAUGCAAUUUUUAUUUUCUUUUUUUAUUAUAGACUUUUAUAAUAGAAAUAAAAGAAAGGGGUAACUAAGGGUAAACAGUAAAUAAACUGCUUCGAUUUUUGUUUUGAGCAGUUAUUACACUAAUUAUAUUGCUGAGUUCUGAGUAUAUAUCUUGUACACCUCCAUGUGUAACUGCAUGUGUUUACUGUUCAAGAAGAGAUGAUGUCUCCGUUCAGUAAGACUCAAAAUGCACUGGUAAUCAUUUUAGAGCAGGAAUGUGGAAGUGGAAAGUUUUAUUGGUGUUUCUUCAUGUUUCCUUUUAUGUUAUCAGAUAUUUUUUCUUUCUUUUCCAUUUUGUUAUAUGAAGGUCACAUUAAACUGACUAGAAAAGUUUUACCAUC
Cyprinus carpio (common carp) is the source of this 1518-nucleotide messenger RNA. RefSeq lists its product as uncharacterized. The record is from RefSeq and is a predicted model, not a curated record. Lineage: Eukaryota; Metazoa; Chordata; Actinopteri; Cypriniformes; Cyprinidae.